Molecule: messenger RNA, 2763 nt
Organism: Rotaria sp. Silwood1
Lineage: Eukaryota; Metazoa; Rotifera; Eurotatoria; Philodinida; Philodinidae
Source: the annotation of a GenBank genome assembly
AUGUCACAUGAUAAUAAUGAAAAUAAAACUUUUCAUAGCAAUUUAAUAUCAACAGCGGAUAUUAUUGAUGAGCCAUUAUUUGUUGUUCUUGAUGAUGAUGAUGAUGAUGAUUGGGAUGAAGAUGAUAAAUGUGAAAUUGUCAAUUUAGCAACAAUAGCAUCAACAACAACAACAACAAUAUUAUCAGAAACAAAUUCAAAUAAUACUUUAUUAGAUGAAAACAAAGAAAAAAAAAUUUCAACGGAAGUUUCUUUCGAUAAAGAUUCAGGCGAACAAUUACACAUAGAAACUCAAGGUUUCAUUGAUUCUUUAGUGAGUGAAUCUAAAAGUACACCAAAAAUAUUUCGUCAUUCAAAAAUUUCGAACAAAUCAGCUAAAUCAAAUAGAUCUAUUCGAAAUAUGACUAUUGAUACAAAUUUUAUGCGACAAAAACCUCAUCAACAACAAAGAACUAAAUCUGUAUCAAAACGUAAAAAAACGUCUACAUCUAAUGCAAGUGAUAAUCAUAAAGAUUUUUCUAUUGAUGAUCAUCCUAUUGAUUGCAUUCUAUCACAUAUUUCAUUUGAAUCAUCUAUUAUAUUAACUAUCUCACGUAUGGGUUCAAUAUAUUAUUGUGUUGAAGAUCUUUAUUUAAAAGUAUUUGCAUCAUUAUGUACAUUUGAUGAAUUUAUAUAUUUAUUAGAAGGUAUUGAUAGAAAUAUUCUUAAAACAGUAACAUUAUCAGAAAAAAUCUCUAUUGAACAACAAAAUUCACUUUUAAAAACAUUUAAUGGUACACGUUAUCAUCUCUUAUCAAUAAAUUCAUUCGAUUAUUUAACUAAAAUAAAACAAUUAUUAAAUAAAUAUGAAAAAUCUAUUGAAAAUAUCAUUAACGAAAUGUUUCCUAAUAAACAAACAUCAACAUCUAUUCCAUUAAAUAACAAAGUGUCACCAUCAUCAAUAUCGACAGAACGUAUGGAAACUAAUAAUAAUGACAAACAAUGUCAAAAUUUAAUAAUUUCCUCAAAAACAGAACAAUUAAAUGAACCAUGCCAAUUUGGAAAUAUUAUUACAUAUAAUAGUUCUGAUAAUUGUAAUAGAACUUCAACAAAUGAAACAUCAUCAAUAUCUAUUUCAAAUAUAGAUUCAAAUAUAAUAUCAAAACCUACAUUAAUGGAACAAGACAAUAAUAAUGAUAAUAAAUUACAAUCAGAAAAAAAUUCGAAUAAUAAUUUAAUAGAACGUUCACGUAAGAAAUCUGGAAAAUAUUUAUCUUCAUCAAGUCCGAAUACUUCAUUAAAACGACGUAUUCUUAAUUCAUUUAAUACUCCAACAAAUCAUUCAUCUAUAUCAAAAGAUUCAUUUACAAUAUUACCAACAACAAAUUUAUUACGUCGUAUACAUCGUUCAAAAUCUUUUACACCUAAUAAACAUCAAAUUAAAAGAUUUUGUUCACGUUCAUGUAGUUUACCAUCAAUUGAAAAUCAUAUAGAAGAUAAUAUUAUGUUAAAACCUUUAAUAACAAUAAAAAAAUCAAAUGAUUUAAUUGAUGAUUAUUAUAAAAUGCCAUCAAUUGUUAAUGUUGAAGAAAAUGUUCAAAUUAAUAAUCAAAAUAUUACAAUUUAUGAAAAACCUCUAGCAAUUUCUCAACAAUCAUCAAUAAAUAAUACUAUGUCUCCAGUAUUAAAGAAGAAAUCUACUCAAUCUGUUUAUCCUCAAUCAAUUCAAUCUACACCUUAUCAUCUAACACCAAUACCAUAUGAUGCUCAUCAUCAAAAAUCUUUUCCAUCUCCAUCAUCAUCAUCAUCGGAUGAAAAAUCAAAAGAAUUACUUUCUCAUCAUCGUCCUAUACAACCAAAAUUAAUAUCAUCCUCAAAUAAUAAUCCUUCUCAAACAAAUUUUAAUUCGUCUUCUUCUGCUAUUUUACAAUUCUUACAAAAACGAAUUAAGAAAAAUAAUAAUAAUAAUAAUAAUAAUAUUGUUAAUAAUAAUAAUAACAAUGUAUUAAUACCCGAAAAACAAACAGUACCAAUACCAUGCUGUUCACCUUGUUGUUAUGGUCAAUUACCAAACAAUGGUAAAUCUUGUAUAUCAAAAAAUAGUUCUUCAAAUGAACGAAUGAUUCUUCCAAAAUAUACAGUUUUACCUUCAUUAAAAUGUAAUCCUACACAAGAAUUAAAAAAUUCAAAUUCAUCAUUAUCUAAUAAUCGUAAACAACGUCGACUUCAAUCAAAUCCAUAUCCAUCACCAAAAGAUUUUUUUUCUCAACCAUCUAUUCCAUUUAAUUAUUGUCAAAAUUCAUUAACAAAUGAAAUCAAACAUAAAACAAAUGUUUAUCAUACAAUAACACCAACUAGUGUACAAAAUUCUUCUACAGUAAUAAGUCCACCAAAUACACCCAAUGAAUUAACAUUACCAAAUAUAUUUGUUGGAAGUAUUGAUAUAUCACAUGCUAUUAUUGAACAUGGUUCUAUUGAUAUGGAUAAAAUACCUAAACUUGUUGUACGACAUACAAAAACAUAUAUAAAUAAAAAAAUUGAUACUAUGGGACAAUUAUUUCCAACAUGGUUUAAUGAACCAGAUUAUCGUUGUAUACAUUGUUUUACUUGUGAUCAAGUAUUUACACCACAACAAUUUAUGACACAUGUUGAUGAUGAACAAAUGGUAAAAAUACAACCAAUAAAUAUGACAUCCAUACAAUUAUUAACAUCAGAAAAAUUAUCAGAAUAUAAAGUUGGAUUAUGGAAUGAUUUUUGUACAAAUUUAGCUAAUUAUGCAAGGUAA